CUGGGACAUGUGUUGUUCUUACAUGUGCUCUUUUUGAUCCAGCUGCUGAGGGAAUCACUGCCGGUAGCAGCCUCACACAGCUAUUGUUGAGGGCACAGAGAGGACUCCACAUGGACACACACAUUUUAAAAAAAUGCCUCAAGAAAAGGGCACUUUGGCCACCAUCACAAAAUGAAAGCUCAUCUUUGGACACUGACUGAGAGAGAGAAGGACGAGAACAGAAGACAACUGUUCAGUUUUAAUUGUAAACAAGAUGGAGACAAAUUUUGUGUAUUGCCUGCUUUGCAAAAAGCCUCAAAAUUGCAUUCAAACACACCUGAGAAAAGUUUGCCUGAAAGACUGCACACCACAGGAACGUGAGGAAGAAGCUUCCAGAGCCAUUGACUCACAGAAGCUGUUUGGUAAUGAAGGUAGAGUCUGGAACUUCACAGAGCUCCAGGAGUACUGCAAGGAUGAAGAAGCUUGCAUUAAACUCUGCACUCGCCUUCAAUCACGUGGAUUUCUCAUCACGAACAGUCCCCAAGCAUGCCCGACAGUCGUGCCAACAGCGAGGCCUGAUAAGAAGAAAAUUCUUGCCGUGGCCAUGAAGGACAUCGACUAUUUCCAUGCAAGACUUUCAGGCGGUGAUUCCAUCCCCACAUUUGCAAUGACUACCUUCAGACAGUACUGCGAGGCCAUCCUGAUUUUACAGCAUGGACUGACAGCAAAUGCUGUUCAACAACUUUCUGUAGAGGAGUGGAUGGCGCGGAAAGCAGUAACUGAUGGUGCUGAGCUGAGUUCCACAGCAUUCAGUGGUAACUUGAUGAUAACCAGCCAGGAAGAACAAUUGUUGGACUGCUAUUUUAGGAACAUCCGUGCAGUGUCCUUGCAAAAUCAAGUUGCUGGCAGCGAUGACAGGGGCAAGUUCUUCCUAGGAGAAUGUGGGGUCCCACUGUCCAACCCAUCAUUAGAUGUAAAACGCCUGAGAGCGAGAUACCUGAGCACUGAACCUGAGGAUUCAGCAUCAAGCUCAGUAGGAGGACUACAGACACCAGGACAGGCCAGCACAUCAUCUACGCACCGCCCACUCCAAGAAUGGGAUGCCUUCCUCCAGGCCUUCCCGGUCACCCUGAAUGGAGAGCCACCAUCCAAACGGCAGUGUGUACAGGCUGGCUUUCCACAGCACAGACACCACUACAAGAAAUGGAGGGAUAUUCAGCUGAAGAAAAGAGUUGGGUACAUUCUCGGUCAGUCAGUUGGCAGAAGAGGUAACCCACCUCAGCCUGCACGUGUGCAGAUGGCUUUGGACAAGGAGAAAUGGCACACCAACAAGCCCACUGUCAAUGCCAUCUUGCAGGCCUGGGUUGCUCCGCAGCCCAGUAUACAAGACAACGAGUCCCUCAUGUCUUCGAUUGCAGAGCAGAAGUGGAAGGGCCUGGCUUUGCAAGACUUCGGGGAACGGAAGGGCAAAGGUGUGAUCGCACUUAUGCCUUUCCACAAAGGGGAUAUCGUGUGCGAUUACCACGGGACAUACAUCAGUGAAGCAGAAGGGAAACGGAGGCCCCAGUCGGGGUAUCUGUUCUUCUUCAGGGACGAGUGUGACCGAGGUAUGUGCAUCGAUGCCACUGCAUUCCCCUGUGCCUGUCAUCCCGACAUUGAAACCUAUGGAAGGCGAAUGAACCAUUCCCGGAAAAAUCCCAACAUCAAGCCCCAGAAGUUUACAAUGAACUUCCCUGCAGGACCUCAGGAGACAAUACUUUUCAUCGCCUUGAAGGACAUCACAGUUGGUGAGGAGCUUUUAUGGGACUACGGAGUAACUCGGAAAUCUUAUGGUGGUGAAGGGGAAGACUUGGAGUGGCUGGACAGCUGACUUUGAUUUUAUCUGUUCUUUUCCUCUUCUCUUUGCUUGGGUUUUUUUAUGCAGUGAUUUUAAUCUUCCCGGAGAUGGCAGUAAUUUGUUUUAAAAAAAAAAACAAACAGCUGUUUUUACAUUGUAUUGCCAGUCAUUUAAAUGUGGUUUGAGGGUUUGUUUUGUUUUGUUUUGCUUUAAUUUACGUAUUGAAAUAAAAAGUGUCAUGUUUCCAAACUUCACUCUGCUUCAUAUUGUAUUAUAUAGGUUCACCGUUUCGUGUUUUAUUGUCAAAGUCUUGUGUUUCCAUGUUCAGGUGUCUUGUUUUGCUUCCCCUGUGACUCCAUUUUAAUUUCUCAUCUGUGUUCCCCAUGUCAUGACGACUCCUGAAGAGCAUGAUGAUUAACAUA
Oreochromis niloticus (Nile tilapia) is the source of this 2238-nucleotide messenger RNA. RefSeq lists its product as uncharacterized. The coding region runs from base 254 to 1849 and encodes 531 amino acids. NCBI's taxonomy places the organism in Eukaryota, Metazoa, Chordata, Actinopteri, Cichliformes, Cichlidae. The transcript has 11 exons. The record is from RefSeq and is a predicted model, not a curated record. Gene Ontology annotation, molecular function: protein binding.